AUCUAGUUAUCCCUAUUGUCCACGGUACACGACUAAGAGUAGGAUAAAUAGGUAGAGAUAGAGAGAGAAGGGGGAUUUGAUUGAGUGGAGAGAUUCAGGGAGAGGGAUCACUCUGAUUGAUUUGAACCCCAAGAAUUGGGUGGCAGAAGAUCAAAAGCUCCUACCUUGGAGCUUGGAAACAAAUUUAAAGAUCAGUAAUAGAUCGGGAAGAUAUAGGAUACAGUGAUUUUGGAUACAAGAUUUUCUUGUUUGAGGGUGAUGGAGGGGGAGGCGUGUUGAACUGUGUAGCUUGUAGUGCUGUUAAUUGUAGGCAAUUGGUUUAGGCUAUCUGAGCUUUUCUCUUCUCUGCACUUUCUGAGAAACUGAGGUAUGUUUCAGCUCAGUCACUUCUGGUUGAUUCUCAAUUGAAGAGAUUAAGAAGAGGCAGAAAAAGGUUCAGCUUUGGUUGUGUUUGGGGUUUCCAUAAAUGAGUGUAUUGGGUUGGUUAGCCUGCAUGAGUCGAGAUUUACACCUGUUCUUGUGUCCUUAUAUCAGUGGGUAGCGAAGGAGUUAAGCUGGGAUUAAGUCCCGAAAAGAUGGGGAAUUCUCAUGAAUCUUUGACCAAUGGAAAACUGGACGAUUCAGGUCUCCAGAUUAUCAAGCACCCUCUAUUCUACCAGUCCUAUAGCAAAUCGUUACUUUCUUGGCUUGAUAUAAGGGUGUUCUAUAUCAGAGUCAGCAAUUUCGUGGUCGAUGGUUCAACUCCGGGGAGUCUCACUCUUAACCAUAUACCUCUAAGCCCCGAUACACUCCUUGAAGUGAAUGGCGCGAGGUGCUCAAUGCAUUCAGAAGGAGCAUCUUGCGUUUUGCGAAGGGACCGGGUGGAUAAGAAAUCUGAAGAGGCUACAUUUGUGAGCACCGACAGUAUAAGAUUGACGGGGAGUGUGAAGUUCGAGGUUUUUGAUAGAGAUGAUCUUGUGCUUUCUGGGGUUUUGGAGAUUUCCAAUAGCAACGGUGUUAUAGGGGAAUCGAAGAACAGUGUCAGGAAAUGGAAAAUGAAUUGCGAACCGGUGAUGAGUGCUGGCUCUGGAUUUUUGAAGGGAAAACAUAUCACGGGUUCUGAUUCACCAACAAUCGAAGUUUACGUUGCUGGAUGUUUCUCGGGGACUCCAAUCAUCUUAACCAAGACUUUGCAGCUUAAUCACUGGAAGAAACAACACAGAAAGGGGAUUUUGGGUUCAAUUCCCGAAGAUGGAACAACUGAUGCACAAAAAGAUGUUGCCUCUUCUGGACUCAAUCUACAGGUACCGGACUAUACGAGUUACAAACCAGAAAGCGAAGAAGACUACAACGAUGCAUACUGGCGACACACGGAAUAUCUGGAUGGUGAAGACGGGGAACUCUCCUGGUUUAACGCGGGGGUCAGAGUAGGAGUUGGGAUUGGGCUCGGGAUUUGUGUGGGAGUCGGGAUAGGGGUUGGAUUGCUAGUCCGUAGUUACCAUUCCACUACUAGGAACUUCAGAAGGCGAUUUAUAUGACAGGGAUGAUGAUUUACCAUGUUUUGCUGGUUUUCUACAUUUUAAUGUUGUUGAGUUGCUAACAAAAAGGGAUGAUGCUUGGUUUUUGAGUGCCUUUUUUCACUUUGUAGACUUUUUACACUGCUAACCUUUUCUUUUGCUGUAAGAUUUCUUUACCUUCUUCAUUUUUUUUUCCUUGUAUUUUUCGUUCUGUUUAAAAUCUUUCAUUGGGAAGUUUUCUUGAUAUAAAGUGUGGCAGUUCUUCCAUGAUUGAAUGUGGGAACUGAGAUUACAUGUAUGAUGUUUGUAGUUAAACAUGUUUGGGUUGUAGUUAAACACCUUUCUUGAUA
Ipomoea triloba (trilobed morning glory) is the source of this 1846-nucleotide messenger RNA. RefSeq lists its product as uncharacterized. The record is from RefSeq and is a predicted model, not a curated record. The transcript is spliced from 4 exons. NCBI's taxonomy places the organism in Eukaryota, Viridiplantae, Streptophyta, Magnoliopsida, Solanales, Convolvulaceae. The coding region runs from base 576 to 1517 and encodes 313 amino acids. Gene Ontology annotation, molecular function: phosphoglycerate dehydrogenase activity.